UAGUUGUGCACUAAACCAACAGGUGAUGGUAUACGAUCUGGUUAGUCAACACGGAGACUACAUCGCGGUGUGGUAUGUGACAGUGAACGGUUCUAUAACGUGCUCUCCUGCACCGCCUGUUACCUUUGUUACUUCUCAAUUUGGAAUUUGUGAUUCUGUGGUGCCCUGAAAGUGAUAGUGAAAUGACAUAGUAGCGAUUUCGAAAGGUCCCCAUCACCAUGACUAUAACUUACACUAAUUAUGUGCCCAACGGUAGCACUUUUGGAUGUUUUUGGAAAGUCCUGUUAUUAUGGCGAGGCAGUGUGUACAAAUUAGUAUGGAGAGAACUGUUAGCUUACUUAUUAUUAUAUUAUACAAUUAUGGUGACCUAUAGAUAUAUAUUAUAUCAAGAACAACAGAGGAUGUUCGAAAAAGUAAUUCGUUACUGUGGAUCCCAGACAGAAACGAUACCAAUGUCAUUCGUAUUAGGUUUUUAUGUAACAUUGGUAGUAGGGAGAUGGUGGGACCAGUAUAAAUUAUUACCCUGGCCCGACACCCUUUGCCUUUUUUUAAAUGCAGGGAUCCCAGGGUCGGAUGAAACUCAAAGACUGAUGAGACGAAAUAUUAUAAGAUAUGUUAUAUUAGCAUUUGUGAUAACCAUGCAAAGGAUAUCGCUCAGGGUAAAGAGAAGAUUUCCAACUUGGCAGCAUGUGGUAGAUUCAGGUCUUAUGUUAGAAAACGAGAAGAAAAUCUUCGAUCUCAUGGAUGCAAAAACUCCCAUGUCCAAGUAUUGGAUGCCUCUAGUUUGGGCGACGAACAUCAUAAACAGGGCAAGAAAAGAUUCACUUAUAACGAGUGAUCACAUUGUACAGACUCUUCUUCUGGAGCUGUCAGACAUAAGGAGGAAGUGUGGUGCAUUGAUAGGCUAUGAUUUGGUCAACGUUCCUUUGGUGUACACGCAAGUUGUUACUUUGGUGUUAUAUACAUAUUUUAUAGCUGCACUCAUUGGAAAGCAACAACCAAUCAUUUCGGAUAACUCGAACACAGAUGAAGAAUUUUUCUAUUUUCCCUUAUUUACAGCAUUGAGGUUCUGCUUCUACUUCGGCUGGCUCAAAGUGGCAGAGGUGUUGAUAAAUCCAUUUGGUGAAGACGAUGACGAUCUCGAAUUGAAUUGGCUUAUCGACAGACAUAUCAAGGCCAGCUACAUGAUUGUGGACGAGAUGCACGAGGAGCAUCCAGAGCUCCUGAAAGAUCAGUUCUGGGAAGAAGUUGUACCUAAGGAACUACCGUAUACUGUAGCUUCGGAGCAUUAUCAGAGGGAAGAACCAAAGGGCUCUGCUGACCACUACAAAAUAAAAGCACCAGAUGCUCUUUAUGCAAACUUGGAUAUUCCCAAGAAAUCUAUGGCAGAUGACACAUACGCCGAUUAUGAAAGUGUCGAUACUCCGAUACACCCGAGGAAGAAUUGGUUCCAGAGGCAGAUUUCACGUACUGGUAUGGGAUCAGUUAGGUCUGCUUCCUCCGCCUAUUCCUCCGGAGGUAUUUUUGCAAGACCCAGAGGAAACUCGGUGUAUGCUAAUCCAGAAAAUGGACAAUUGCCUGGUAUCCCCAUAGGCCAUAAGACAUCGAUUUAUGAUCGCCUUAUCGGCAGAAAAUCUGGAAAGAAUCAGAGACAUCGAACAGGUAGUAAAUCCGGAGCUUCCAUGGCGGUGAAAACAAGGCCUAGAAUACCAACACCAGAUGUGACGAAAGAAAUUAUUGAGAGGGAAACUCGUUUCAACGUUACCACCGCUCCUCCCGAUCUGAAUCAACUGAAUACGGGAAUGAUGAUGACGCAGGAAUUGCAGCAAGGAUAUCCAUAUCAAAGUGGUGAAGGUACCAUACAUGUAGUCCUUUCGGCAAUUCCGGAAAAUGACGGAACCGGAUCCGUGAACAACACACUUCAUGCCAACCAAGCAGGAACUGUAGCUCUUGCCCAGGCAAUCCUUUCCUCGUCUCUUGGACCGCUCAACGUCCCAUUGACUGCAACACAAUUAGCUACUUUCAGUUUAUCGAAUAAAAAUAGUCCCAUGUCUACCAGGCACAUCCGAGUGGAUAACAGUUCAUUAUUCAAUUCAGAAAAAUUAUUGAACGACAAUCCUUCGAGUCCACUCCAAGGACUGAUUCUCACAGAACUUCCUACAACUCCUAUAGAGAAAAAGAAGGAUAUGCUGAGAGACAAUGGUACCGUGAGCAGUACAGAGAGCAAUUCCUCCAAGUCCUCCAACAGUACAGAAGCAACUGCUUCUCUCCAGAAUUUUGAGGAAGGCAGAGAUCUACCAGAUGUCCACACUAUCACACCUAGUGCUUCAGCACCCACAUCAUUGACUGCUCUUGUGUCAGACGAUGUGAAGAGUCGAAAAACGUCAGUUGUUUCGUCAAAUUCUCCUAAGGGAGAGGUGUUUGUGUGAAAUGUGUGAAAGUUUAACGUCAGUUCCAUAGUGAUUUUCAUAGUCAAUAAUGUGCCUAUAUCUACCUAGUUCUGAAUAGACGGUUAAGUGAAGGUUGAACAUUGAAGGAAUUGAAUUUCUGAACGUAAUGAAGUUUUUUAUCAUGGUACACAAGGUCGGCAAAAGUGAUAAAGUCAAUCCUGUUGCUCAAUUUGGAAACACGCAAAGGGAAAUGACCGAAUAUCAUGGAAGUGUGAUUUGGAAAAUACUAUUGGAUCAAUAAAAUUAACUGUAAAUUCUCUGGGGUGGAGUUGCAGUCUAUAUAGCUGUCUGACUCAAAUUGAUUUGAAUCAACCUGAUGAAAUACGAAAUUGAUUUCAAUAUUAAAUAGGUUGAAAUAUAUCCCACACUCAAAUAACACUAGUUGAAUGAUUGAUCAAACUUCUAUAGAUUCGUGAGAAAGUCCAUAAACAUGAAUUAUUGAUUUCCAUGAAUAUUAGCGAUAUAUUGUACAUAAAUUAUUUUAUCACAAUAGACCAAAUGUUCCAUCUGAUCCUUUGUUUACUUUUAAUUGUUACUGUGAUCAUUGAGAUGGAAUAAAAAAAAAUAUAAGGUUUGUUUGAAUAUCUUUUAACUCUUGAAAUUGAAAUCAAUACAAAACGAGAUGAACUGAGAAAUAUCAAAGAUCCGGAAAAGUUCAUCCCAUUAAAUCAUGAUCAUGAAUCAUUUAUACCUAAGCGAUUUCGAUCUGUGAAAAUUAUUCCAGGAUUUGAAUAUGAAAUAAAUUUUUUUUUCGAUAAA
Coccinella septempunctata (seven-spotted ladybird) is the source of this 3209-nucleotide messenger RNA. It is a transcript of the gene Best2, whose product is annotated as bestrophin-2. Bases 219 to 2429 code for a protein of 736 amino acids. The record is from RefSeq and is a predicted model, not a curated record. Gene Ontology annotation, molecular function: chloride channel activity. Lineage: Eukaryota; Metazoa; Arthropoda; Insecta; Coleoptera; Coccinellidae. The transcript has 11 exons.